AUGUCCAUGCGUGUUGAGGCGAUUUAUACGUAUCCGAUCAAAUCUCUUAGAGGUGUAUCACUUUCUUCAAUAAAUGCCAAGCCCACUGGGUUCGCAUACGACCGUCACUUCAUGCUCUGGGAUGUCAACAAGAAGGAGAACCUCCACAUUGGACUUCGUCCCGCCCUCUGCCUCUUCGCUACCCGACUGACCCCUGAGGACGGCCCCCGAAGCAUAGAGGUUGAAUAUGGCCUGAAUCAUGUCUUUGACCAACCCUCUGAGCAUGUUGACCCGUCUCCCCUAUCAGUACCCCUGGAGCCGGAUGUCAAGAAGUUGCCGCGAGUCACUGUGACGAUGCACUUCAGUCCGUGCUCAGCAUACGAUAUGGGAAGCAAGUAUAACGACUGGUUCACCCAUCGACUGGGAUACCCUGUUAAACUGCUCUACAUAGGAGACCAUCGCAGGAAGGUCUUGGGGAACAUGGGCGAAGGAGUAGCCUACAGGACGACCAAACCGGUUCAUAUCUCGCUGGCCAUCAUUCCAGUGGCCCUGACGCUUGGGUACUCUUUCUAUUCCAAGGGCAAAGCAGGCAGUACCCCUUCAACAAACACAGGUAUCCUGAUUCUUGCCAGCUUCGUCGUCCUCGUGCAGCAACUAAGACGCUGGAUAUGCACAGCAGGGCCAUCGAUCACAUUCGCGGACCUUGCUGCAUAUCUCAUCAUCAGUACCAAGAGCUAUCAGGACGUCAAUGAAAGGCUGCCCGACGAUGAGGAGAUGGACAUUACCAAGUUCCGAGCCAACAUCGUUGUGUCGGGAGCCAACGAAGCCUACGAAGAAGACUUUUGGUCUCAACUGCGAAUUGGCGGCAACACCACCAUGAAACUGACCCAAAACUGCGCCAGGUGUAGUAGUCUCAACGUUGACUACGCCACGGGCAAGGCUGGAAAGACUGAAGCCGGCAAGGUCUUGAAGAAACUAAGUAAAAACAGGAGGGUUGAUCCGGGAACGAAGUGGAGCCCGAUCUUUGGGAGAUAUGGGUUUCUCGCAUCGGCCUCGACGAAAGCUGAAGUAGUUGUCAUCAGUGUUGGAGACGAGGUUGAGGUGACGGGGCGCAAUUUGGAACGCACCAUCACAGAGUAUCCCAAGUCUUAA
Fusarium keratoplasticum is the source of this 1131-nucleotide messenger RNA. Its product is annotated as MOSC domain-containing protein. Gene Ontology annotation, molecular function: pyridoxal phosphate binding; catalytic activity; molybdenum ion binding. The record is from RefSeq and is a predicted model, not a curated record. NCBI's taxonomy places the organism in Eukaryota, Fungi, Ascomycota, Sordariomycetes, Hypocreales, Nectriaceae. The transcript has 3 exons. Bases 1 to 1131 code for a protein of 376 amino acids.